This is a messenger RNA of Neopsephotus bourkii (Bourke's parrot), 3059 nucleotides long. It is a transcript of the gene ZNF865, whose product is annotated as zinc finger protein 865. Gene Ontology annotation, biological process: regulation of transcription by RNA polymerase II. The annotation marks the transcript as partial. The transcript has a single exon. NCBI's taxonomy places the organism in Eukaryota, Metazoa, Chordata, Aves, Psittaciformes, Psittacidae. The record is from RefSeq and is a predicted model, not a curated record. Gene Ontology annotation, molecular function: RNA polymerase II cis-regulatory region sequence-specific DNA binding; DNA-binding transcription factor activity, RNA polymerase II-specific.
CAUAGGGGAGAUGGAAGCCCCCGGUGGCGACGACAGCGUCCACUUCCCGAGUUACCCCUUCGACUUCCUGGAGUUCCUCAACCACCAACGCUUCGAGCCCAUGGAGCCCUAUGGCCACGAGCACCCCAAAACCCUGCCCGGCCUCCCCUGCGCUCAGCCCCCCUUCGACUACACCCCCACCCCCGGCGUCGUCCCCCCCCCAAAGCCUAAAGUGGAAGGCGCCGCUUCCUCCUCCUCCUCCUCCUCCUCCUCCUCCUCCCAGCCUAAGAAAGCAGAGGGGAGCGGGGGGGUCCAACCCCCAGCCCCCCCAUACCCCCCCCCGCCUGUCCCCGUGCCCCCGCAACCCCUCUUUGAGGCCACCAGCGCCUUCAACGCCCCUCAAUGGGGCAUCGUCGACCUCUCCGGCCACCACCAGCACCUCUUUGCGGGGCUGAAACGAGGGGGGACGAUGGCUACGGCGACCCCGGGGACCCCCCCACCGCUGCCUGGGGCCCCCCCGGAUAUGGGGACCAAGGAGGAGAAGGGGUACUUCCGGCGCCUCAAGUACCUGAUGGAGCGGCGCUUCCCCUGCGGCGUGUGCCAGAAGGCCUUCAAGCAGUCAUCGCACCUGGUGCAGCACAUGCUGGUGCACAGCGGCGAGCGGCCCUAUGAGUGCGGCACCUGCGGCCGCGCCUACAACCACGUCUCCAGCCUCAUCCGCCACCGGCGCUGCCAUAAGGAGCCCGGCGACGCCGGCGCCAACGCGGUGGUGGCCGCCACGACCGCGGUCAAUGUGGCGCCCAAUGGGGUCAGUGUAGGGCCCAAUGGGGUCAACGUGGCGCCCAGUGGGGUCAAUACACCCAACGGGGUCAAUGUGGCGCCCAAUGGAGUCAGCGUGGUCAACGUGGCACCCAAUGGAGUCAACGUGGUCAGCGUGGCACCCAAUGGGGUUAAUGCACCCAACACGGUCAACGUGGCACCCAAUGGGGUCAAUGCGCCCAACGUGGUCAACGUGGCGCCCAAUGGGGUCAAUGCACCCAACGUGGCGCCCAAUAGGGUCAGUGCACCCAACGUGGUCAACGUGGCGCCCAGUAGAGUCAAUGCAUCCAAUGCGGUCAGCGUGGCGCCCAAUGGAGUCAAUGUGGCAGCCAAUGGGGUCAACGCGCCCAAUGGAGUCAAUGCACCCAAUGCUGUCAAUGUGGCACCCAAUGCGGUCAACGUGGCGCCCAAUGGAGUCACCGAGGUCACCGUGGUGCCCAACGGGGUCGGCGCGUUGGUGAGCGGCGUCGCCGUGGCCCCCACCAGGGUCACCGUGGCACCCAAUGAGGUCAACGCCUUGGUGGUCGGGGUCAGCGCCGCGCCCAGUGGGGUCAACCCGUUGAGUGGCGUCAACGCCGCAGCCAAUAGAGUGAACGUGUUGGCGAGCGGGGUUAACGUAGCACCCAACGGCGUCACCGUAGCACCCGGCGCCUCCAACCCAACCGCCCCCCGCCUCAACCCGUUACCGAGCGGCCUCAUCCCCGCUCCCAGUGGCCUCCUCCUGGCUCCGGUGGGCGUCGCGGUGGCACCGAGCGGCGCCGCCUCGGAGGGCCCCUUCACGUGCCCUUUGUGCUGGAAGGUCUUCAAGAAGCCGAGCCACCUCCACCAGCACCAGAUCAUCCACACCGGCGAGAAGCCCUUCACCUGCUCCGUGUGCUCCAAGAGCUUCAACCGGCGCGAGAGCCUCACCCGCCACGUCAAGACCCACUCCGGUCUGCUCCGCGUGCCCUGCGGUGCUUGCGGCAAGGAGUUCCGCGACCCGGCUUACCUGCUGCGGCACCAGGCCGCGGCCCACGGUGCCCAGCGCCCCGGCUACGCCUGCGACGUCUGCGGCAAAGCCUACGCCGCGCCGCAGAGCCUGCUCCGGCACCGGCAGCUCCACGCCGGCGGCCACAAACCCUUCGCUGCCGGCGCCGCCGCGGUGCUGCCGCCGGGGAAGAGCUUCGGCUGCGGCGUCUGCGGGCGCUGCUUCGGGCGCCGGGAGACGCUCAAGCGCCACGAGCGCAUCCACACGGGCGAGAAGCCGCACCAGUGCGCCGUGUGCGGCAAGCGCUUCCGCGAGUCCUUCCACCUCAGCAAGCACCACGUGGUGCACACGCGCGAGCGGCCCUACAAGUGCGAGCUCUGCGGCAAGGCCUUUGGUUACCCGCAGAGCCUCACCCGGCACAAGCAGAUCCACCGCAUGCCCCUGCCCGGUGCCGCCGCCGCCGCCGAGGGGUUGAGCUAUGGCUGUGCCGAGUGCGGCGAGCGCUUCCCGGACCUCCUGCGCGCCGUGGGCCAUAAGGAAGCGCACGCUCAGGACAAGCCCUACGGUUGUGAUGCCUGUGGCAAAGCCUUCGGCUUCCUGGAGAACCUCAUGUGGCACAAACUGAGCCAUCAGCCGGCACCGGAGCGCUUGUUACCGCUGGCGCCGGAGCCGCCGGAGCCGCCGCCGUUGGUGCCGAGCGCCGAACGCUUCACGUGCGGGCGCUGCGGCCGCAGCUUCCGCCGCUUCCUGGCGCUGGUGACGCACAAAUACCGGCACCUCCCAUCGCCGCAGCGGCCCCCGGCCUGCUCCGAGUGCGGGCGCCGCUUCCCGGGCGCCUUCGAGCUCCUUCGGCACCGCCGGCACCACCGGAGCCGCUGCCGCACUUGCGGGCGCCGCUUCUGGGCCUCGGCGCUGCUGCGGUGGCACCGGCGCCGCUGCCCCGGUGAGGAUCGGCCCCAUCGCUGCGGCGCCUGCGCCCGGCGCUUCCGGCACCGCUGGGCCUUGCGGCGGCACCGCCUGGUGCACGCGGCCGCCCGCGCCUUCAAGUGCGCCCUGUGCCGGCGACGGUUCCCCGCGCCCGCGGCCCUCGGCGAGCACCAGCGCCUGCAGCACGGCCCCGGCGUGAGGAGGCGGCGCUGCCGAGCCUGCGGGUGCCGGUUCCGGUACCGCCGGAACCUCCUGGAGCACCGGCGCGGGCAGCACGGGGCCUACGGCUGCGAGCGCUGCGGGAAGAGCUUCUUCCAGCUCGGCUGCGCCCUCGGGCACCGGAGCUGCCGGAGGAGGAGGCCUCGGG